CGGCAAAAGGCAAGGGUUUUGACCCUUAUGGCCAUAGACGACGGGCAUUUGAGCGGAAGAAGUGGGAGACGACAGCGCUGGCUAGGUUUUCUACCGUAGCCUGGCUGGAUUCCGACGGUUGUGAGCGAAGGGCCUUCGGAAAAAUUCUGCAGCUACAGUGUCUCGAUUCAGUGUAAUAGAUCUAUCAAACUGCUGCUCCAACGCUCCUUCCAUUGGAAGUCGGAAGAUGCAUGCGAUGAAUAAGAAUUCAAAGAGCUCAACCAGGUUGCAAGUUGCUUCUAUGUUUCCUCCACAAGCCUACUCGACAGAUUCAGAGAAUUCAAUGCCAUAAAAAAAGCUUAGUUGAUAAGAAAGUUGGAGAGAAUGAGAAUGAGACUGCAACUCCGAUUAUGUGCGCUUCUAUUUCUCUGAUCAUCUUACAACUUUCAUAAUUAUUAUAUUUUUAUUUUCAUACAGUUGAUCAUUUUCAUAUUUAUUAUACUUUAUUUUCAUACAUUUGAUUAUCAAUUUAGAUGUGAGGAGGGGAAGCUUCAUCAUCGGGGGAGUUUGUAAUUAUGCCUCAGAGCUUGACCAGUAGCUUCGGUCAUCGGGUUAACUUUGCACGAGUCCAUACUAGAAGCUUAUCAGGUACUCCCCCUACUGAUUCAUAAACUCAUGUUUAUCUAUGGAGAUGAGAAGCUACCUACUCUAGCUAUGGAUGCAGAAUCACAGAGGUGCUUGCUCAGCCACAACUCUAUAAGAACAGAAUCAAGCAAAAAAAUAGGGGGGGACAUUGAGAGAGUUUGGUCCACAUUAUUUCUAAUAUUACUGUUCAAGGUGUGAGAACUGGGAGAGCUGUUGCCUCAUUUUUACUGCCUAAAUUUGUGGUUAUUGGGAACAGAGGGAAAAGGCUUAAUGUGUUGUAGUUCCCUGUCGGGAGAAUGAAGGAUUUGAAAGAGAUCUACAUUCCUUCUUUCCAUGCCGAUGUCGUACUUUACCAUUUCAUUGAGUUUGACGCCCAGGUUUCAUACUUCAACUUCUUAUUCACAUUGAAUUUAUCGAAUUUAGUGUCAAAUUUGUGAGCUAAAGAAUUUUUGAUUCUGUCUUUGUAGGUUACAAAAUACAGUGUUCUACCAUCUAUCCCAAUGCUAGAGAAUGUAAAUUAUCACUUAUGCAUACUCUUUAUCACCAUUCACUAAUUUUUACUUUAUUACUUUAUAUGCAUACUCUCUUUAAUUUAUUCAAGCCAGGAGCACUAUCAGCAUUUUUGGAAAUAUAAUUUUUAACAUACUACUUUUAGGAAAUUAAUUACUUUGGUCUUCUUCUACUUCACCGUGGCAUAUUGGUCGUAGAAAAUACUUUUUCUACGAAUAAGGUAUUAGAGUGCAUGAGUUGUGCAUUGUGUUUGCAAGUACAAUUGUGUUUGUUAAGUGCAUGCAUUAUUAAUUUCUCAUUGAUUGUUUAGCUCUUAUCUUGCCUAAUGUUCAGUGCAAGUUUUAUUAAUAAGAGCAAUUGUUAGUAGCUAUUUUUUGAAAAUCACUUUUUUUGUCAAUUGUCCAUAGAAUUUAUAAUAUCUAAAUUAAUGUUUGCAAAUAAAACUCUAGGAACAUUGCCUUAUUCUGCCACGGUUCCAUUAAGCACCAAUAGGCUACCAGCUGUACUUGGUGUAUGUUCUCCUGAAGUCAUUGUCACAUGCGCCUGAAACAAUCGUUCACUUCCCAUCCAGAAUUUCUAUGAGUUUUAGUAUGUUGGGGCAAAGGUCAUUAUACCAAAGGAGCCAAGUUGAUCAUUUCGUUCUAGAUGUUGUUUGAUAAUAAUUUGAGAAUUACAAUUGUCUUCAAGGUCAUUAUUCAUUUUAUUUUCUUUCAAUAUUAGAUUUUUUUAUUUCUUUUUUAAUACAAAGCAUAUUUAUUUGCUCAAACGAAGUAUCAUCUCUUUUGUUGACAAGUCUUUAUUGAUGAAUCCACAUGCUCAGUUAUUAUAUGAAUUUUCUGCAAAAAAAAUUAUUAUAUGAAUUUUCAUGAUUUUUAAAAGCUUUGCAAGCUUUCUAUCCACUUACCAGGCUCUUUGGUUACAUCUAUUGAAUUGAGGUUUGCCUUUUGGUUUGGAACUAGCAUGCUAGAUCACCUUGCAACCCAGAUAGACACUCUAAUCUCUUAAGAGGCACCAAAGAAGGCAAGUCUGGCUUUUGGCGGUUGUACUUUUGAGGAUGUUUUGUUAUUUUGGAAGCUUAUGUAUGUAUUUAUGUUUUGCAGAGAUUUUGUGUGUCAAAUUUACACUUUUUAAUGAAAUUAUUUUUUUAUUUUGUGUUGUGGAAAGAUUAUAUGGAGUAUCUUUUUCAAGAUGUUAUAAGAAAAUAAGAAUGGUUAAUACCUGGAGUACGUUUUAGCCACUCUACCUCAAAAGUAUAUUACAAAGUACUUUUAUAUGAUUUUCACACUCUGUGUGUUGGAUUCUUUUUUGGGCGAGAGAGAUGGGUUUGAUCCAUUCUCAAAGUUGACAAUGGUUAAGUCGGACGGCUGAUAACAUGCAAAAGAGAUUAGUAUCCUGAGAAUAGAGUAUGUUGUAUCGGGAUAGGAUCGGAACGAUAACUCUGUCAAUGGACGAUGAUUAAAUUCCUCUAAUCUUUCAGUGUUCCCGCCCAUUUUUAUACCCGUGAGAUUUUGACCGCACAUUCGGAUAAAAAAUCUUCCCACAUCCUCACUCAUUUUAGAUGUCGAGUACUGGAGAAGCUUUUCGUCCGGCAUACUCACUCAUCUUCUGGGUUUCUAGGGUUUUUUGAACGGCUUCGCGAGGUCUGGGGUUUCGCACGAGAGAAGCUUUGGAGCACUACUGGCGAUUUUGGUCUGGGAUUUCGCACGCGAUUUUGGAGUACACGGAGAUAAACCUAAAGCACAUCCCAAGCAACAAGGCAUAGAGAGAGAACUACGGGAGGUAGACUUUUCAAUCAGAUGGGGUGCAGUGACGACACAGCGGCGGUCGAGCAUCGGUGACAGAGGAGGAACUGUGAUGGAUUCUAGGAGGGGUAUUGUCGAAGGGGCUUCUUCUGGCAGCCGCGCUUCACACAGCGCAGAUCGGAAAGGGAAAGAGAGGGAGUACUCUAUCGACCAGAAUGAAAACAGAAAUGACAGGCAGACCUCUAGGAACAAACGCAUCUUGAGGGAGAGGUGAAGGUGAAGGUCAUGGUUGCAGGAGUACAAUCAACUAUUCAUCAUCUUUCUCAACAUUGGCCCAUUGGCUACGGAACUAAAUAAAAAAAAGUAUCCAUGUUGCAAUGACCUAGGGUUAUAACCCCAGCUAUGGAUUUUAACGAGAAAGACGUUGGCCAACUGCAGUUGAAGAAAAGGAAUUGGUUUUGAUGAGCAAUGCUCACUGUGUGUUCGACGAAAUGACUCACAUGGCCGCUGGGAUUCCCGGUGUGCUCCCAAUAAAUGACCAGAGCAAAGAAACUGUCGGGGCCUAAUGGGAUGGGAGUGGCAACAACCAUUUCACUGAAUUGUAAUAGUUAAGAAUCAUUACAAUAAGUAUAAUGAGGGAUAUGGUAAUUAAGAUUCAAUUUUAUUUGAUUCCAUCAUCGUCCUCGGAUUUUAGGGGUGAGAAGGUCGAAUGGGAAACUACGGUGGGUUGAUUUCAAUGCCGAUGAGGAGAGAUUGCAGAAGUUGAGCUUGAGGAAGAACAGAGACUUGAGCUGGAAGAGAAAGCUCUUACUCCUGUUCUCAAAGAUAAAACUGGUGAAGCUUCUUGCAUACUCACACAUUUUGGAUGUCCACACAUUACUCCAUGAUAAGAGAAAGCGCGAGAGAGAAGCUAAGGCACUGGGAUUUCGCUCAUACGGCUUCGCGAUUUUGGUCUGGUGGCUUCGGUACUUCAUUCUCCUUCUUAGAAUUGUAUGGUGGAGAGGCAGUGGGGUACACUCUUUGGUGUAUUUCGGAAACACAAGGAUGAACAUUAUUUCGAGAGCCCAGAUGCGGCUGGCUAAGCUUGAUGAGUUACGCCAAGCAUCAAAGAAGGUUGCAGAAAUGCGGUUCAGGGAAGAACGGGCUGAGUUGGGAAACAAAGUGGCAUCACGCGUUCAGCUGGCAGAGGCCAAUAGGAUGCUCAUCCUUAAGGCUUCUCAUCAAUGGAGGGCUACCUUGAGGGAGAAGACAUCUCAAUCAUUAUCACGAAGAAUGGCUCGAGAAAGCAAGUAUAAGGGACAUGUAUGCUCAGCGAUUCUCCAGAAGCGUGCUGCACCAGAGAAAUUGCAAACGGGGUUGCUGGAAGACGAGAAAGGGGAGGCUUGUGGGAAUGACUUUUAAUGUGAGACUCCUCAAACAGUUCCCUUUUAGGAUUGAUCCCAGGAGGCUUGAAACACAAUUUGAAUAUAAUGAACCGGUUUGAUUUGAUCAAUGGAAUUCUUCAUCGGUGCCUUUUUCAUCAAAUGGCAUUUUAAAUGAUACUCUUAGAAGAGAAACUUAUGCACCAACAAAUGUUGAAGUUAUUUAUGCUGAUGGUUCAAAUGAUAAAAAGUGGAGCUGCCGAGACUUUCCCUUGACAAAAGAUAUUGAGGUUAACAACAAGAAAAAAUUUGGAAAUCACUCUCUUCGCCCCAAACAAAGAGAGGUGAUCAAUGCCAACAUGUCUGGAUAUGAUGUAUUUGUUUUAAUGCCAACUCGGGGAGGGAAAAGUUUGACCUACCAGGUGAUACUAUGUAUCUCUUUAUCAAGUAUUCCAUUUGUUCUUAAUAACUACAAGAAAGCAUUUAAACCUUG
This is a messenger RNA of Cuscuta campestris, 4730 nucleotides long. Lineage: Eukaryota; Viridiplantae; Streptophyta; Magnoliopsida; Solanales; Convolvulaceae. The record is from the annotation of a GenBank genome assembly.